Molecule: messenger RNA, 945 nt
Organism: Apodemus sylvaticus (European woodmouse)
Lineage: Eukaryota; Metazoa; Chordata; Mammalia; Rodentia; Muridae
Product: olfactory receptor 493-like
Exons: 1
Coding region: 1-945 (314 amino acids)
Biological process (GO): sensory perception of smell; G protein-coupled receptor signaling pathway
Cellular component (GO): membrane
Molecular function (GO): odorant binding; olfactory receptor activity; G protein-coupled receptor activity
Source: RefSeq, a predicted model, not a curated record
AUGGCUUUCCAAGAGGAUGGGAACCACAGUGCAGUGACAGAAUUCAUUUUAUUGGGCUUAACAGAUGACCCGGUCCUUAGAGUCAUCCUCUUUACCAUCAUCCUUUGCAUCUACCUGGUGUCUGUGUCUGGAAACCUCAGCACAAUCCUUCUCAUCAGAGUCUCUUCUCAGCUCCAUCAACCCAUGUACUUUUUUCUUAGUCACUUAGCUUCUGUUGACAUAGGUUACUCAUCUUCUGUCACACCCAAUAUGCUUUUCAACUUCCUGGUAGAGAAAAGUACCAUCUCCUAUCUUGGGUGUGCCAUCCAGCUCAGCUUAGCUGCAUUUUUUGGUACAAUUGAAUGCUUCAUUCUGGCUACCAUGGCUUAUGAUCGGUUUAUGGCAAUCUGCAACCCACUGCUUUAUUCAACAAAAAUGUCCACACAGGUCUGUAUUCAAUUGAUUGUAGGAUCUUAUAUAGGGGGUUUUGUUAAUGCCUCGUCCUUCACCUUAUUCUUCUUGUCUUUUCUCUUCUGUGGACCAAAUAAAAUCAAUCACUUUUACUGUGAUUUUGCUCCUUUGGUGGAGCUCUCUUGCUCUGAUGUCAAUGUCUCUGAAAUUGUAACGUCAUUUUUUUCUGGCUCAGUUAUUAUGAUGACAGUGUCUGUCAUAGCCAUUUCUUACACCUACAUCCUCAUCACAGUCCUGAAGAUGCACUCUGCCGAGGGUCGCCACAAGGCUUUCUCCACCUGCACUUCUCUCCUCACUGCAGUCACUCUGUUCUAUGGAACAAUCACAUUCAUUUAUGUGAUGCCAAAUUCCAGAUACUCCACAGACCAGAACAAGGUGGUGUCUGUGUUCUAUAUGGUGGUGAUCCCUAUGUUGAACCCACUUAUCUACAGCCUCAGGAGUAAUGAGAUUAAGGAUGCUCUGAAGAAAUAUCUUGGUAAAAAAAUGUCUUCUUAA